AUGACAGCUCCUAAUCUGCGUGAGACUCCUGCAUUAUCUGAAAUCUAUCUAAAGACCCAGGAGAAAUUCGGUGUCCGCCCUUGUCUGUGGCAGCUGAAAGUAGCGCAUGCUCUCCUCAAAGGCGACCAGGAUGUCCUAUGCAUUGCAGGCACAGGGAUGGGUAAGACCCUUGGCUUCUGGAUUCUGUUGCUGUUUCGCAUCAAUAGCAUCCAGCUCGUCGUCACUCCACUGAACCUACUGGGAAAACAAAAUGCAUUAUCUCUUGCGAAGGCCGGCAUCCGGGCCAUUGCUAUCAAUGCAGAAACUGCUAGCGCUGCAAACUUCUUGGCAAUUAAAGCCUUAAAGUACCGCGCUGUUGCAGUCAGUCCUGAACAAAUCAUGAAACCAAACGGCGAUUUUGAAAAGCUUCUGAAGGACCCAUUGUUCGCUUCUUACCUUGUAGGUAUCAUCAUUGAUGAAGCCCACUGUAUCACGGAAUGGGGCGAGUUCCGUCCAGAAUACCGAGAAUUGGGCCGCCUUCAUUACAUCUUACCAGCAACUGUAUCAAUCAUGAUCGCUUCCGCUACCCUCACGAAAGCCUCCUUGACACAUACCACCCGGCUUCUUCACAUGCACGCUGACAAAAUGGUCACCAUACAUCGCUCAAGUGACCGCCCAAACAUUAAAAUUGGAGUCAGAAAAAUUAAGUACGCACUCAAUAGCUAUUGCGAUCUUGCUUUCCUCAUCCCGACGGGCUGGAAGGAUGGUAACCCCCCCCCACCAAAGUUCUUAAUAUUUUUUGACAGCAUUCCAGAUGCUAUCAAUGCAACUCAAUACCUGCGCAAACACUUACCUCCGGAUAUGCAAGAUAAAAUUAAGUGGUUCAAUGCGGACAUGACAGGAGAGUACAAAGAUACUGAGCUCACAAACCUCAUAUCAGGAGAAACAUGGGGCUACUGCACAACGGAUUCCUUUGGAAUGGGAAUGGACGUUCCCGAUAUCAUGCUUAUUAUCCAAUGGCGAGCAAUGUGCAAGCUGACGACUCUUUGGCAACGGUUUGGACGUGCAGAGUACUUUGACGAUGAACGACAAGCUAAAGCAGCAAGGAAAAAGACGCGGGAGACGAAUUGGAAGAGAAAGGGUGAUAGCUUACCUAUCACAUCACUUUCGAAGUGGCGUACCGUGAAUACACCGAAUUCUCGGGUGGCUGGUUCCCAUGCACAGCCGACUGCCAGCAUUGGUGAUCACGGUGAUGGGUCUGAUGGGUCUGACGAGGAUACUCCUCCAAUGGACGAGGGCCUGCAGGGAUUAAAGGAUUUAGUGAAGGGUGAUGUGGAAGCACCAAAAUAUACAGGAAGGCGACAAAAAUCAAGUCUUGACACGGCAAUGGAUUAUUUGAUUAAUGCGGAGAAACGUGAUAGCUUAAUGUGCCGCAGGAAGGUGUUUGAUGUUAGCUUUGAUAAUGAUGCUGCUGAUUCUGAUCAUCUCGACUGCAACAAACAAGAGCCCUUGGGUUGCAAACGGUGCUCCAUUACUCAACCAACCAUUUGCUGUGAUAUCCACCACCCCGAACAUUUUUCUCAGUACGCUUCCCACAUUGAAAAGCCGGCAACCAUGCCACAGCAUUCCCGCAUUCCCAAGUACCAGAAGACAGUGCACGACUUUGCUCUACAAGAGGCACUGGAUGAUUGGCGGGAACAGAAGACAGCGUCUGCCUAUGGUUGGCACCACCUCAACGACCUUGGCCCUUCCCUCAUCUUGCCAAAUGCCAUCUUGGAUUGGAUCCUUGACUGCGCACAUCACCAUAAGGUUCAGAGCGUCUAUGAUCUCAAGCGGGAGACUGGUUGGACAGAUGCAGAAGAUUUUGGGGAGGAAGUCGUCACUCUCAUCAAAAAACAUGCGGCGCCGCUUCCCUCACCAUUUGUGAUCACACCACUGAGAUCUAUAUCUACCGCUUCCUUGCCCAAUGUGCCCCCCACCCAGUCGUCUUCUAAUGUGGUGGUUGCUGCUGUCGAACGACGAAAGAACCGGUGUAGCGCAUGUGGCCUUGAAGGGCAUAAUGCCCGCAAUCGUGUGUGCGAGCAACACUCAUCUUGCUCAGGACAGAAUAAGGAGAACGCAACAACCAUCAUGACGAAUUGAUGAUGUCGGUUCAACACCUCUGGCACGAAUCAAUGAUGUCGGUUCAACA
Molecule: messenger RNA, 2170 nt
Organism: Suillus discolor
Lineage: Eukaryota; Fungi; Basidiomycota; Agaricomycetes; Boletales; Suillaceae
Product: P-loop containing nucleoside triphosphate hydrolase protein
Exons: 6
Coding region: 1-2121 (706 amino acids)
Biological process (GO): double-strand break repair via homologous recombination
Cellular component (GO): chromosome; nucleus; cytoplasm
Molecular function (GO): ATP binding; nucleic acid binding; 3'-5' DNA helicase activity
Source: RefSeq, a predicted model, not a curated record